AUGCUCGACCGGAAAUGCGACUCGCGGGAGACGAAGGUGGUGCGGCUGCUGCUGGCGCUGGGGCUGGGCAAGCAGCAGGUGGCGCAGGCGAUAUCGAGCGACCCGGACGUGCUGCAGCUGAGCGUGGUGGACAUUCUCGCGCGCCUGCGCGUGCUGCUCGACCUCGGCUCCUCGCUCGGCGAGGUCGCCUCGUCGCUCGUGCGCGAGCCGCGCUGGCUGCACAGCCCGGUGCAGCGCAUUUACGACAUGGUGGCCGAGAGCGAGAUCACGCCGUCGCUCGCCAAGCUGCAGUACAUCGUCGGUGAGGGCCGCGACAUCUACCGCAUGAUCGAGCGCCAGCCGCGCGUGCUGGGGCUGUCGCAGGCGCAGAUCACGGAAACCGUGGAGGUGCUGAAGCAGUUCAUCGCGGCCGAGCAGGUGGCGGACGUGCUGCUGAAGAAGCCGCUGGUGCUGCUCAUGUCGCGUGACGCCAUCGUGCAGCGCAUCCAGUACCUCGCCUCCAUCUUCCACAAGCACCGCCUCUCCAACGUCUUUAAAGUCGCGCCCGGACUCCUCACCAUCGACACCAAGCGCCUCAUGCGGCAGUACUCGCGCCUCGAGAUGUUCCUCGACCCCGCCGCGACGGACAAGCUCGUGAACGCGUUCCCGCAGGCGCUCACGCUGAGCUGGGAGAAGGUGCUGCUGCCCAAGUUCCGCUUUCUUGAAGAGCUGGGGCUCGACCGCUUCGAAGUGCUCAACUUCCCCGCGUACCUUGGCUACUCGCUCGACUCGCGCAUCCGCCCGCGCUGCGCCGUGCUGCUGGCGGCGGGGUACGCGAUCCGCGCGCACGACGAGGUGAUCACGACGGACAACGAGCGCCGCCUGCGCAAGUUCGGGCGGUCGCACCACGAGAUCCUGCAGACGUUCGGGUCGCACGCCGUGUGCAUCCAGCACAUCGUGGGGCUCACCGACGCCGACUUCCACUCCCAGUUCGGCGUCUCCCCCUCCUCCGCCUCCGCCUCCUCUGCCUCCUCCUCCUUCUCCGCCUCCCCCGCCACUGCCUCGGCUAGUUGA
Molecule: messenger RNA, 1053 nt
Organism: Closterium sp. NIES-65
Lineage: Eukaryota; Viridiplantae; Streptophyta; Zygnematophyceae; Desmidiales; Closteriaceae
Source: the annotation of a GenBank genome assembly